Molecule: messenger RNA, 813 nt
Organism: Mollisia scopiformis
Lineage: Eukaryota; Fungi; Ascomycota; Leotiomycetes; Helotiales; Mollisiaceae
Exons: 3
Coding region: 267-695 (142 amino acids)
Source: RefSeq, a predicted model, not a curated record
GGCUCAAGUCUCAUCAAGCUCUCUUUAGAAAUGAGAUGCAACCAGAGGAGUCAAGGUUCUUGCAGCUUCAGUUCGCUAGAAGAGAGAGCGAAGCUCAAUUUUCCAAGGACAUAUUGGAAGAUCUACGAAUGCGGAUGAAAAAAAUCAAGACGGAAAAUGAUGAGAAAUAAUCUGCACUCCUGGCCAAAUUUGAGAGCUUGGAGCAUAGACUGCAGUCCGCGGGCAUACUCGAAUAUGGUAGUAGAGAUGAUGGGACGAGCGAGCCUAUGCAAUACGAUUCAUGUGUUGUCAACAUUAAAGAGUGGAUCAACAGCCCCGAAUAUAUGCGAGAGUUUGAGAACGCGAGAGGUAAGCGCCUUCCAGAUACUGGAGAGUGGCUGCUUGCGUUGCCAAGUUAUCAGUCCUGGAAGAUGUUCUCUUACGACUCGGUCAGUGAGAAUAAGCCUCUGCCUGCAGAUUUAUCUAGAUCGAUUCUUUUCUUGACAGCGAAACCCGGAUACGGCAAAACGACCUUAUCGUCAUUAAUAAUUGAAGACUUAAGAGCCACGUCACCUGGUGGAAAAGGAUUGAUUUUGUUCUAUCACUUCACAUCCGACGAUUCAAUGGCUGCGACUGGUUCGAAAGCGUUCAGAGCAAUAUUGGUUCAGCUCGUUCACGAAAACCGCAUCCGAAAAGAAAUAAUUGACACUUCCUGAUCGACACUAAAACCAGUGGCCAACUUAUAGCUUCCGAUAAUGAGAUACUCGAAGCCUUAUCUCUGCUACUGGUCACGUCAGCUUACGCCACACUCAUUUUUGAUGGCGUGGAUGAAUG